AUGGCUGAAAAAGAAGCUACGGUGUACAUCGUCGAUGUCGGCCAGUCGAUGGGGGAGCGCCGUCAGGGACGAUCGGUGACAGAUCUAAAAUGGAGUAUGCGCUAUGUUUGGGAUCGAAUCACGGCUACGGUGGCUACAGGGCGAAAGACGGCCAUGGUUGGAAUGCUUGGACUAAGGACAAAUGGGACUUUAAACGAGCUGCAGGAUGAUGAACACUUUGAGAACCUCUCCGUGUUACAGGAAAUCAGGCAGAUGCUCAUGCCAGAUAUCAAGAGGCUGCGUGAUGAGAUACAACCUAGUGAUACUGACAGCGGCGACGCUAUAUCGGCACUCAUUCUGGCUAUUCAGAUGAUCAUCGUCCAGUGCAAGAAGCUCAAGUAUAAGAGGAAGAUCGUCCUGGUCACCAAUGGGCAAGGGCACAUGAGCACUGAGGGCCUCGACCAGAUUACCAGCAAGAUUAAGGAGGAUAACAUUGAACUUGUUGUUCUUGGUGUUGACUUCGACGAUCCGGAAUAUGGUUUCAAAGAGGAGGACAAGGACCCAAUAAAGGCAGAAAACGAAGCUCUCCUGCGAGGUCUUGUUGAAGACUGCGAUGGUGCUUACGGAACAUUAGAGCAGGCCAUUUCGGAAAUGGAGAUCCCCCGAGUGAAGCAGACCAGAAGUAUGGCAACCUUUAAAGGGUAUCUCCAGCUUGGAGAUCCGGGGAAUUAUAAAAAUGCCGUCAAGAUCCCCGUGGAGCGAUACUAUCGAACAUACGUUGCAAAGCCUCCAACAGCCAGCUCGUUUGUUCCUCGCUCGGAUACCUCAGAUAGUCAAGAGGACCCCAAUUAUGCUCAAUCGUCUGCCACUAUCGGUGCAACCCAGGGCAAUCAAUUCGGAGAGGGCAGCAAUCUGACCAGUGUGAGAUUCAUGAGAACCUAUCAGAUCACGGAUGAGAAUGCGCCGGGAGGAAAGGUCGAGGUCGAACGGGACGAGCUUGCCAAAGGUUACGAAUAUGGACGGACUGCCGUGCAUAUCGAUGAAACUGAUCAGAAUAUCACGACCCUUGAAGCACCUAUGGGCAUGGAAUUGAUUGGCUUCGUACAGAGUGAAAAGUACGACCGUUAUAUGCACAUGUCCACCACCAAUAUCAUCAUUCCCGAACGUACCAACGAUGCAGCCGCGCUAGGACUUUCUUCAUUCAUCCAUGCUCUAUUUGAAUUGGAAUGCUACGCUGUCGCACGGUUGGUAGUAAAGGAAAAUAAGCCUCCGCUCAUGGUGCUGUUGUGCCCAUUGAUCGAACCGGACUAUGAAUGCCUCCUCGAAGUACAGCUGCCAUUUACCGAAGACGUCCGUACAUACCGUUUCCCGCCACUGGACAAGGUCAUUACUACUUCAGGAAAGGUGGUCACAGAGCACCGGAAUCUUCCCAAUGAUGAUUUGGUGAACGCGAUGAGCGAAUACGUGGAUAGUAUGGAGCUCGUUGAUGAGGAUGACGAAGGGAAACCUGUCGAGACAUUCCCAAUCGAAGAUGCAUUCUCACCAGUGCUGCACAGAAUCGAUUCAGCGAUCCGUUUCCGGGCAACCCAUCCGAAUGACCCACUGCCACCACCGGCCGAGAUCCUGACAAGGUUCUCUCAGCCACCAGAGGAGGCGGUCCAGAGAGCAAAGAAGUACCUUGACAGACUGACGGAUGUAGCCGAUGUCAAGAAAGUACCACCUAAGUCGAAGGGCCGCAAGCGCACCCGCGAAAUCGAAAAGCCGUUGUCUGGUCUUGACGUCGAUGCUCUCCUCCAUCAAGAGAAGCGUACUAAGAUCUCACCUACCAAUUCCAUCCCCGAAUUCAAGCAAACGCUAUCGCACGCAGAGAACGUCGAUACUAUCAGUGACGCCGUGAAGCAGAUGACGGCCAUUGUCGAAAAUCAGGUCAAGAACAGUCUCGGCGAUGCCAACUAUGACCGGGUUGUUGAGAGCCUUGGUGUUAUGCGCGAUGAAUUGAUCUCCUACGAAGAGCCAGCUUUGUACAACGAUCUUCUGAAACUGCUCAAGGACAAGUUGUUUAAGGAGGAACUUGGUGGCGAUCGACGGGAGCUGUGGUGGCUCAUUCGGAGGAGUAAGAUUGGGUUGAUUGACAGCAAUCAAUCUGAUCGAUCCGAGGUCUCGGAGGAUGUGGCUAAUGAGUUCAUGUCUUCGCGAUGA
Molecule: messenger RNA, 2178 nt
Organism: Aspergillus ruber CBS 135680
Lineage: Eukaryota; Fungi; Ascomycota; Eurotiomycetes; Eurotiales; Aspergillaceae
Product: ATP-dependent DNA helicase 2 subunit KU80
Exons: 11
Coding region: 1-2178 (725 amino acids)
Biological process (GO): cellular response to gamma radiation; DNA recombination; double-strand break repair via nonhomologous end joining
Cellular component (GO): Ku70:Ku80 complex; nucleus
Molecular function (GO): double-stranded DNA binding; damaged DNA binding; telomeric repeat DNA binding
Source: RefSeq, a predicted model, not a curated record